AUGUCUGAGCGUUCCACCGUCCACGUUGAGGGCAUUGCCCCCGCCACCACCGACAAGGAGGUUCAGGACUUCUUUAGCUUCUGCGGCAAGAUCACCGCCAUCUCUGUGACCCCAGUUUCCAGCGAAGCCGAAGCCCAGAAGUCGGCCACGGUGACUUUCGAAAAGGAGGCUGCCGCUAAGACUGCUCUGCUCCUCGACCACACCCAGCUGGGCCCCUCCGUCGUGCACGUUAAGGCCGCCCAGACCCUCGAUGACAUCGCGGGCGAGCAAGCUGUCAGCGCCGGACAAGCCAAGGACGAGCACAACCACGACCUCGAGCAGGAGGAUAAGCCCCGUUCUCGCAUUGUGGCUGAGUAUUUGGCCCACGGUUACACUCUCAGCGACUCCGCGAUCCAAAAGGCCAUUGCCCUCGACCAGAAGCACGGUUUCUCUUCGCGGUUCACCACCGCUCUCACCUCCUUCGACCAGAAGUACCAUGCCACCGACCGCGCUCGCGGGCUGGACGAGAGCUACAAGAUCAGCGACAAGGCGACCACUGGCUGGCGUAGUCUGAACCACUACUUCGAGAAGGCUCUCGGCACUCCCUCUGGCAGGAAGCUCCGGGACUUCUACUCCCAGACGGACAAGCAGGUGCGGGACAUCCACGCCGAGGCUCGCAGACUUGCGGACCUGAAGAGUGGCAAGCCCGCCGAGGGUGGCGAGGCCCCUGCUGCUACCGGUGCCCCUAGCACGGCGCCUGCAUCCCAGCCGGCGGGUACUGCCGCUCCUGCGGAACAGGCUUAAUUGAAGAUCAAUGAGAUCUGGGGAAAAGGAACUGGGAAGG
Aspergillus sclerotioniger CBS 115572 is the source of this 823-nucleotide messenger RNA. RefSeq names its product putative actin cytoskeleton protein (VIP1) (gene vip1). The record is from RefSeq and is a predicted model, not a curated record. Gene Ontology annotation, molecular function: RNA binding. The transcript has 3 exons. Lineage: Eukaryota; Fungi; Ascomycota; Eurotiomycetes; Eurotiales; Aspergillaceae. Bases 1 to 783 code for a protein of 260 amino acids.